Messenger RNA from Labrus bergylta (ballan wrasse), 462 nucleotides. The record is from RefSeq and is a predicted model, not a curated record. Lineage: Eukaryota; Metazoa; Chordata; Actinopteri; Labriformes; Labridae.
AUGCUGCAGAUGUCUGAGGAGGUUCUGAAUGAGUUGGACCUGAAGAAGUACAGACAUCAGCAGGGACGAUUGAGACUGAUUCCAGCUGUGAGGAACUGCAGGAUGGCAAAACUUUCUGGCUGUGGACUCUCAGAGACUCACUGUGACGUCAUAGCCUCAGCUUUGAAGUCCAACCCCUCCCACCUCAGAGAGCUGGACAUGAGUCGGAACAACGACCUGAAGGAUUCAGUCGUGAAGCUACUGGCUGGACUGGAGAGUCCAAACUGCAGACUGGAGACUCUGAGAUUGAAGUACUGCAGUUUGUCAGAGAUCAGCUGUUCUUCUCUGGCCUCAGCUCUGAAGUCCAACCCCUCACAUCUCAGAAAGCUGGACCUGAGCGACAACAAAAAGCUGCAGGAUUCAGGAGUGAAGCUGCUGUGUGAUUAUCUGCAGAGUCCAAACUGCAGACUGGAGACUCUGAGG